UCAGUUAGGAAUACUUCCGCUUUAACGACGUCACAUCCGCAGGGAGGUCUAAAUCCAAAAUGGCGGCUUCGGCAGGCGCCUCCGCGGCUCAGAGUAGCACCAGGGAUGAUGCGUUUCAGACAUUUUAUUCAGAGGUCAAGCAAAUUGAAAAGCGAGACUCUGUACUGACAUCCAAACAGCAGAUAGAUCGAUUGUUGCGGCCCGGCUCGACGUAUUUCAACCUGAACCCGUUUGAGGUCUUACAGAUUGACCCAGAGGCCACGGAUGAAGAGCUGAAGAAGAGGUUUCGCCAGUUGUCCAUUUUGGUCCAUCCGGAUAAGAACCAGGACGAUGUAGACAGAGCACAGCAGGCCUUUGAAGCGGUUGAUAAGGCAUACAAGCUGCUUCUGGAUCCCGAGCAGAAGAAAAGGGCCAUGGAUGUGAUUCAUGCAGGAAAAGAAUACAUCGAGCAUAAUAUGAAUCAGAAGAGGAAGCAGUUGAAGAAAGAGGGCAAGUCCACAGUGAUAGAGGAGGACGACCCGGAAGUGUUCAGGCAGGCUGUGUAUAAACAGACCAUGAAGCUGUUUGCCGAGCUGGAGCUCAAGAGGAAGGAGAGAGAAGCCAAGGAAAUGCACGAGAGAAAAAGGCAAAGAGAAGAGGAGAUUGAAACACAGGAGAGAGCGAAGAGAGAGAAAGAGUGGCAGAAGAACUUUGAGGAUUCGAGGGAUGGACGUGUGGACAGCUGGAGAAACUUCCAAGCUAAAGGUAAAAGCAAGGAGAAGAAGAACCGGACGUUCCUCAAGCCUCCCAAGGUCAAAAUGGAGCAAAGAGAUUAAAUCAUGUGAAGAAGGAAAAAAAAAAAAAAAAAAAACCCAAACAGAUGUGGAAGUCCAACCAUCUACACCUCCUCUUCUGGGUUUCCCCUUCAGGUGUGCGCACGUGUGUGUGUUUCAGGAAUGUGACACUUUCAGUCCAGCUGAGGGUGCUGUGGAACAACACAUUUAUCUCCUACAACCCCGUGUAGUCUUUUCUCAUCUGCUAGGGGGAAAGAGUUGUCCUGUGGCUGGAUGGACGCUUAGCAUUGUUUAAAAACUGUUCGUUGCAGCAAAUUGAACCGUUAUAUAGUAGUUUCUUCAGGAGCAAACAGGCUGGUAGUGUCUAGUCUUUUCUGUUCUUUCUUUCUUUCUUUCCUUUUUUUUAAUAUGUACAUAUUUGUGAGUUUGAUGUUAAUUGUGCACAUAAGGAAAAAAAAAAAAUCUUUCUUUUUGUCCUUUUUUUUUUUUUUUUACCCCUGUCACCCAGAAUAAAAC
This is a messenger RNA of Pangasianodon hypophthalmus (striped catfish), 1289 nucleotides long. RefSeq names its product DnaJ (Hsp40) homolog, subfamily C, member 8 (gene dnajc8). NCBI's taxonomy places the organism in Eukaryota, Metazoa, Chordata, Actinopteri, Siluriformes, Pangasiidae. Bases 60 to 815 code for a protein of 251 amino acids. The transcript has 9 exons. Gene Ontology annotation, cellular component: nucleus. The record is from RefSeq and is a predicted model, not a curated record.